CCACCUGGAUGUUCUUUAGUAAAGAUGCUAUUCUUGUCCCCAUCUAAUUUCGUUCUUUCUCUUGUUCCUUAAAUGUAAGCACAGGCAAGAAAAUGAUCAAGAAAGCAAUUAUUCAUUAUUCACAGAAAUUAUUAAACAAUGGACUCUUCUUUCUUACUUAAUUUAUUCCUUCCUAAGGCAUUUUGGUAGUGUGGAGAGAAGUUUUGUUUGGUGAGCUGUGUAUCUCUGUAUUCGCUGCUACAUUCUUAUAUUUUAUCAAUUUCCUUCACAUGGCUUCAUAAAUCUCAGUUACUUUACUUACGUCUUCCUUUUUCUCUUUCUUUGAGAGUGUGUGUAUUUUUUUCUGCAAGAGAGAUAUCAUGUGGGUUUACUCUGAAAAAUCAUGAGCUUUCAAAGAAAUAGAAUUCUUGCACUUAAUCUUUUACUUCUUGUAGUUAAAUCUUUUGGGCUUAACACAGAUGGUAUUCUUUUACUUUCUUUCAAAUUCUCUAUUCUUGAUGACCCUCUUCAUGUUCUUCAAACCUGGAAUUUCUAUGACGAAACUCCAUGUUCUUGGAAUGGAGUUUCUUGUAGUUUAGACAAUUCUUUCCCUCAUGUUACUGGUUUAUCUCUUCCAAAUUCACAGCUUCUUGGUUCCAUCCCUGCCGAUCUUGGCAUGAUUCAAAAUCUUCGAAAUCUUGAUCUAUCCAACAAUUCUUUAAAUGGGUCUUUGCCUCUUUCCCUUUUUAACGCAACCCAGCUUCGGUUUCUUGAUUUAUCUAAUAAUUUGAUUUCUGGUGUUUUACCAGAGACUAUAGGUCGGUUACAAAAUCUUGACUUUCUUAACCUAUCUGAUAAUGCUUUGGCGGGAAAUUUACCUGCUAGUCUUUCUACUAUUUAUAAUCUAACUGUUCUUUCUUUAAAGAACAAUUAUUUCUUUGGUGUUUUGCCUGCUGGAUUUAGAGCUGUUGAAGUUUUAGACCUUUCUUCAAAUCUAAUUAAUGGAUCUUUACCUAAAGAUUUUGGUGGUGAUAGUCUUAGUUACUUGAAUUUGUCUUAUAACAAGCUUUCUGGUUCAAUUCCAGCAGAAUUUGCCUCUCAAAUUCCAGGUAAUGCCACUAUUGAUCUUUCAUUUAAUAAUUUAAGUGGGGAAAUUCCAGAUUCUAGAAUUUUCUUGAAUCAACAAGGAAGUUCUUUUACUGGAAAUCCUGAUCUCUGCGGCGAUCCAUUAAGAAACAAAUGUCCAAUUCCUUCUUCACCAUCUUCUCUUCCAAAUGUAUCUUCUCCUACUUCUCCUCCUGCAAUUGCUGCAAUUCCAAGAACUAUAGCUUCUAGCCCUGCCGCCGGUAACAGACAGGUAGGUUCUCAAGGACUUAGGCGAGGAACCAUAGUAGGCAUCGUAGUGGGUGACAUAUUAGGAGUUGUUAUUCUCGGUAUGAUUAUCUUUUACGUAUAUAAAUUAAAGAAGAAGAAAAGAAAGAACGUUGAAACGACAAUCAAGGACGAGGCUAAUAGUGCAAAAGACGACACUUGGUCUUCUUCUUCUUCAGAAUCAAGGGGGUUUACAAGAUGGUCAUGUCUACUCAAGAGAGGAGAUAAUGAAGAAGAAUCAGAUUCCUCUAGUUGCGAUAAUGAUUUGGAAGAUCCAAAACGUCAAGAAAAUCAACGGCCACAAGAGCAAGAACAAAAUAAAAGAGGUACAUUAAUGACGGUCGACGGUGAAAAAGACUUGGAGCUUGAAACUUUACUUAAAGCAUCAGCUUACAUACUGGGUGCUACUGGUUCGAGUAUAAUGUACAAGGCUGUGCUCGAAGAUGGGACUGCACUUGCGGUUCGUAGAAUAGGUGAAAGCCAUGUGGAGCGAUUCAGGGACUUUGAAACCCAGGUCCGGGUCAUUGCCAAGCUGGUGCAUCCAAAUCUGGUUCGAAUUCGUGGCUUCUACUGGGGUGUUGAUGAGAAGCUCGUUAUUUAUGAUUUUGUCCCUAAUGGCAGCCUUGCCAAUGCCCGUUACAGGAAAGCUAGCUCCUCGCCCUGCCAUUUACCAUGGGAGACCAGGCUCAAGAUUGCGAAAGGAGUAGCCCGUGGACUCUCAUUUCUGCAUGACAAGAAGAACGUCCAUGGAAACUUGAAGCCCAGUAAUAUUCUUUUGGGUUCUGAUAUGGAGCCCAGAAUUGGAGAUUUUGGGCUUGAAAAGCUUGUGACUGGUGAUUCAAGCUACAAAUCCAGUGGCUCGACCAGAAAUUUUGGGAGUAAAAGGUCCACGGCCUCACGUGAUAGCUUCCAAGAUAUUUCACUUGGGCCCAGCCCAAGCCCAAGUCCAAGUUCAAUUGGAGGCCUAUCGCCUUACCAUGCUCCUGAGUCGCUUAGGAGUCUAAAGCCCAAUCCAAAAUGGGAUGUGUAUUCAUUUGGGGUUAUAUUAUUAGAGCUACUAACAGGGAAAGUGAUAGUUGUGGAUGAGUUGGGCCAAGGAAAUAAUGGGCUUGCAGUUGACGAUAAGAACCGUGCCAUGAGGAUGGCAGAUGUGGCGAUUCGAGCUGACGUGGAAGGAAAAGAGGAGGCCUUGUUGGCUUGCUUCAAGUUAGGGUAUAAUUGUGCUUCUCCAAUCCCUCAAAAAAGACCAACAAUGAAAGAAGCCUUACAAGUCCUUGAGAAAAUCCCAUUUUCAUUUUCCUCUUCCUCGUCAUACUUAUAUGGUCGGUAACUAAGGUGGUAAAUGGAUGUCUCGGCUCGAUAAAGAUAUAUCUAUUCAAGUUUGAAAAACCAAAUUCAAGCUUCAUUGGUUAAGCUUUUCAAAUGAACUCCAAGUAGCUUUUUUUGAAUCAAAUUUCGAGCAAUUCACCUUACGUUCAACUUCCUUCAUUUACAAUCUUAUUCAAUAAUGAUAAAAUUGGAUUAGCAGCUUUGUAAAGCGAUUGUGUGUACUAUUUUAACUUAUAGACUCUUAAUUGUUUCGAUGUUUGAGGGCCAAUUGUGUGAUAAUUUUAUACGUGACUAAUUUUUAAUUUCACUAA
Molecule: messenger RNA, 2990 nt
Organism: Jatropha curcas
Lineage: Eukaryota; Viridiplantae; Streptophyta; Magnoliopsida; Malpighiales; Euphorbiaceae
Product: putative LRR receptor-like serine/threonine-protein kinase At4g37250
Biological process (GO): protein phosphorylation
Molecular function (GO): protein binding; ATP binding; protein kinase activity
Source: RefSeq, a predicted model, not a curated record